Bombina bombina (fire-bellied toad) is the source of this 6037-nucleotide messenger RNA. RefSeq names its product MIER family member 3 (gene MIER3). Gene Ontology annotation, molecular function: histone deacetylase binding; transcription corepressor activity. Gene Ontology annotation, biological process: negative regulation of transcription by RNA polymerase II. Lineage: Eukaryota; Metazoa; Chordata; Amphibia; Anura; Bombinatoridae. Bases 85 to 1734 code for a protein of 549 amino acids. The record is from RefSeq and is a predicted model, not a curated record. The transcript is spliced from 14 exons. Gene Ontology annotation, cellular component: nucleoplasm.
CGUUCGCCAAGAGGUACCAAUAUGGCGGAGACUUCCUUUGACAGUUCGAGUCCAGAUAACUACUGAAGCAUUUCACAAUGAAAUAUGCAGUCAGAAUGCCAAAGAGAAAGUAAAGUUGGCUCUCUGUCAUCUGAAGAUCAUGACUUUGAUCCUACAGCGGAAAUGUUGGUACAUGAUUAUGACGACGAGAGAACUCUUGAAGAGGAAGAAAUGAAGGAGGGUGGCAGAAACAUUGGUUCUGAAAUUGAAGAUUUAGAAAGGGAAGGAAGCAUGCCUUUAGAAGAUCUGUUGGCGAUCUAUGCUUAUGGACCUGCAAAUGCAGUAAUAAGCUCCAGUGCAGGGAGUUCUCCAAGUGAACUUGCUGAUGAACUGCCGGACAUGACUCUGGACAAAGAGGAAAUAGCAAAAGAUCUUUUGUCAGGUGAUGAUGAAGAAACACAGUCUUCAGCUGAUGAUUUAACUCCAUCGGUCACUUCUCAUGAUGCAUCAGACUUCUUUCCCCGUCCAUUAAGAUCUAAUACAGCCUACGAUGGGGAUAAGGAGUCAGAAAGUGAAGACUUGGAAACAGAAUAUGGGAAUACUCCUGAGGACUUACGAAAGGAAAUAAUGGUUGGUCCAUAUCAUCAGGCAGAAAUUCCACCUUAUCAAGGGAAAUAUAUACCAGGUUUCACAGUUACAUCAUAUGAACAUGAAGAGCAGUUACUCUGGAGCCCUAAUGUGCUUCCAGAGUACAAAGUGAAGGAGUUUCUUUACACAAUAUCAAGAAGUGGUAAUGAUAAAGUCAUUGAUAAGGCUCCAGAUGAGGUUCUUGUUAAGGAUAAUGAACAGGCAUUGCACGAACUCUUCAAGUGUCAGUAUAACAUUAAAGAAGCAAUGGAAAGAUACUGUUGCAGUCGAAAGAUAACACAUGAUGAAAUAACGCCGUGGACAGAGGAGGAAUGUAGAAAUUUUGAGCACGCCCUUAUAUUACAUGGAAAGGAUUUUCAUCUGAUACAGAAAAAUAAGGUGAGGUCGCGGACAGUUGCUGAAUGUGUAGCUUUUUACUACAUGUGGAAGAAAUCUGAGCGAUAUGAUUAUUUUGCCAAACAAACAAGAUUUGGAAAGAAAAGAUAUAACCAUCACCCAGGAGUAACUGACUACAUGGACCGCUUGGUAGAUGAAGCAGAGGUACUUGGAGGAGUAGAAAAUACAUCAGCCUUAACUUGUUCAAAUAGGAUAGAGCCUAUACCCGACUCACAGCUCAACAUAUUGAGUUCUAUCACCGCAAAUGAUCUGACAGCCUUGACACAUAGUGUAGCAACAGUAUGUAAUUCCUCGGAUGUGAAUUGCUUAAAUGAUGGUUUCCCUGCUUUGGACACUUUAUCAAGGGUACCAGUUAAUCAUGUGCCUGUUGGAACAGAAGACUUGCUUACGUUGCCCAGCAAUGGGGAAAGUGAUUGUUUUAAUUUAUUUGAGACCGGAUUUUACCCCUCUGAACUCAAUCCUGUGAGCUUAUGCAACGAGGAACCUGAAAGACCGGCAAAAAGGAUAAAAAUGGGAAUCUCUGUCCCAGAACCUUUCAUAAAUGAUGUUUCUGUAAAUAGCCUUGGUGUGGACUUUGAAAACCAUACACACCAUAUUACUAGUGCCAAAAUGGCUGUAUCCGUGGCAGACUUUAGCAGUUUAUCUGCAAGUGAGACAAAUAGUUUUAUAAAUUCACACACACUACACCACACAGCCCUUCAAUCCGAAUAAUGCCUGCUGCAUCUUUCUAGAAACAUUGGGGUUGCAGUAAAUCAAAAACUUCGGGUUUGCUUAGUCUUUCACUGGAAGUUUGAACUUUUUCACUAUGACAUCAGUGAUGUCUUUGUAUGUAAAGAACUAUAUCUUGAUUUUUGUCAAGAAUUACUUCAUUUCGGUCCAUGUGGAAACAGACAAUGUUCAGCAGAGUUGGAAACUUCAGAUUAAUAUCUGGGGAUGCAGCUUUAAGCUCAACUUAUAUUUUUGUUAAAGAUAAUGUCUCCAUCUCAAAACCAGCACAGAGAUUCUGAAUCAAAUGUAUUGGCUUCUCCUGGUCUAAGCUACCUUUUCAGAAAUAGGUGCAGCAGAAUAUCAAUGUUUACAGGUACCAGUCCAAUCCCUGCUUUAAUGUAGCAUAUAUAUAUUAUUUUUUUUUUAAUUUUAUUUAAAGGUAGGGUUUGGAAACUCCAAUCUGAACUGCAUCAACAUCCAACUUUUUUCUUUUAUUAUAAUUCAUCAAAAAAAUACUAAUGGAAGAAGAGCACGUCCAUUUACAGCAAGAUCCUUGGUAAAAGGCCAGCACAUUGGGACUGUGUGCUUCAUAUCAAAACAUUCUGUUGUAGAUACCGCCGAGCUCCCAGAUACCGAACAUGGUGUUAUACUGCCACAAUGGAUCUCUGUACUUUAAACAAAAUGGGCAAAACAUUUUUUGUGUGAUAUUGUAUUUUUGAAUAAGGGGAGGGGAACUUGUCCACAACUUUGAAGAUUGUAAAAUAAAUUACACAUUGAUAUGUGUAUCUUAAAACUUUCCUGAGGCCACUGACAUAGUCCAAAACCAUAGUCAGUCAGCCUUAAAAAUGUACCACUAAGUUUACAUGACAUACAUCUUGGUUAUAUUUACAUUGCAGUUCAAUGUUUUGAGUAUUUGAAAGACUUUCAUUUUUGUGUUCAUUUACAGCCUUUUUUCCUAUUACUGUGUUGCAUGAAACAGAUCCAUGAACGUCCUGAUUUUUUAUUUUCUACACUGAGGUUUAACAAAAUCAUUGUGUAUUUUCCAUACAAUUCUAGCAUAAUGUGUGAAAAACAUACAUGAAUGUUUGAGCAUAUUAUGUUAUACCAUGUUGCAACAAUCACUGGUGUCUACAGCAGCCAAACAGUUCUGUGCUCAUAUGGGAAAUAUAUUACAGGUAUUGCCAUUAUAAAGGAAAGCAAAACGCACACCUCAUUGUGCGUCCUCUGCCAAAGAGUAUGUUGCUCUUCACUUUGCCUUUAUCCCCAUCUGUCAGUGAAGGGUGAACCCCCAAUGCUGUUUGCCAUUUCUGGCUCUGAGCAGGUUAUCUAGUCAAUAUAAGGUUGUUUAUUUUAAAGUUUAUUUUUUAUGAAAGAUGCUGCCACAAUAUGAAAAGAUAUAAAUAUAUAGAUAUAUAUAAAUAUAUAUAGAUCAAUGUAAAUCCAUAUUUCCUUCAUUACAAGUGUUCAUAUGUGGGCUUGUGCUGAACGGGUAGAAUUGAGAGGGGAGGGUAUUUAUUAAGUUUACUGUGAACUGCAUUAACUUCAGUCAUUUGAUUGUUGCAUUACCUUGCUAGAAAAGUGAAGAAUUUUUCCACGUUUACAGGACUGCAGAUUUGGGGGAGAAAUUAAGUGGACAAAUCUUUCCUAUAUAAAGAUAGAUCUCUCAUCUUUUCCAUCAGUAUGCAGUUUAAUAACCAUAAUAACUUUAUAGCAGUUUAAGUUCAAUUUUUUUUUUGUUGAUCAAAAUAUCUUCCCACUGAGUUUUUGCUGGACUUUUUCUAUCCUGUGUGUGCUUUUUUUUUUGUGUUUCCAUGUUGUCAAUUCAUUUUGUAUAAUUUUGUAUAAUACAAGUCAUUCUUUUCAUAGUGUUAAGUUUUGUUUUUUUUUAUUAUUUUUGUUUGAAUCAACAAGUGGGUUUACAGUGACUGUAUAAUAUGAUCAUUAAGAUGACUGAAUGCUUAAACUAGUUGCACUUAAAUAUGACCAUUCUCAAUAUAACUAAUGCAGUAAUCAGUUAAUCUAUGCAUUGCUGGACUCUCAAUAUAAAUGAAGAUUCUCGAGUUUCUUGUCAGUAGUUUUGAUUGUCGGCAAGUUGUACAGACUCUUCAGUCAUUUAAUUGGAUUUUUUUUUUUUUUACUAAAAUUUAGAUGAUGAUUCUAGUGUUACUGAACAUUAAUAACCAACUAGGAAACUGUUUAGAAUUGUUCUGAUCAAACAUCUAGCACCUAUUUCUGUUAUAUAUAAAUUGGAUUAUAGGCCACUUGUGGUAAAUUGUCUUAGGUGCUAGAGCAACUGGGAUCUCUUUACAAAGCAAUUUACUGGAUGCUCUGGCAACAAGGAAGUGAAAACGGAGUGUGCUGACAUUAAAUAUUUACCUCUAAUUUCUAUUAUGAGGCAAUAAUUUGCAAGAUAUUUGUAUAUAUACAUGUACAUUUUCUUUCUUAGAUAUCUAUUUCUGUAAUGUUUUCAGACUUUUCAACAUGUACAGUAAGAUUUUUGUGCAUGCAUAGUGACACAAAUGUGCACCACUAAUAACUUUGCCCAUGUAAAAUAGCUAUUUAUUGUUCUUUUGUUCUUAAAAAGCUGGACUUUCCUUCAGUUAAAGUAUUUUAUUAAGCCAUUCGCUUCCAUGUGCACCUGCAAUUGCAAACUUCACACAUUUAAAGUAGUAGGGUAAAUAUAUUUUAGCUUCAGUUGCAGGCCUUUUUAACAAGAUAAGAGGCUUAAAGAAUAACCUUUUUAUAGUUGGCAUGAAGUAACCCUCAAAAGCAAAAAAAUCUGUCUUGCCUUUUGAACUCCUAUUUGUUAAAGCACAAUUCCUUUAAGGACAAUGAAUUCUUUGUUUUUUGUAGGGUUGCAGUUCAUGCAGACAAACCAAAAAAUAAGAAAUGUAUGAAGGUUGUGUGUUUAUUUUUAUUUUUUUUGCAUUUGUUAUAGGGAGUCUUCUGAAGAUGGUUUAAAUCCCUAGAAUGUGUCAGUGGUGCAGUUUUUAGAGCAAUACUGAAAGUUAGUAGAGCACAGAACAGAGAAUGGUUGGCACCUGUUUAAAAGCCUGGAAUUUAUGGUCUGUUCUUCCCAGAAUUUAAAAAAAAAAAAAAUUCUAAUACAAAAAUGCUUGCUACAAAUUUGUGUGUAUUUACUUAUUCUUGAGUUCUAAUUUUGCCUUUAGUUUUAUAGAACCACGACACUUGUACACAAGUUUUAUUAGUGUUGUUCCUUGGACCAAAUUACAUGUUGAUGUAAAAUAUGGGUGAUUCAAUACACUUUCUUAAAUUUUAAAUGUUGGAUUAUAUACAUUUUUAUUUAUAUUAUACCAUAUUUUAGACGGACCAUUACUUCCUCUGUCCCUUAUAGAUUCUACAGUGGAGUGGUUGGCCAAGGUAAAAUUCCUGACAAACAAGUUUAGGACUCAGGGUGAUGCAGUUUUUCAAAAUAAGUUAAUUUAAGUACUUUGUCAGCUAUGUGGAGAUAAGUUGCCAUGGUCACCACAACCUAAAAUGUUGAUCAAAGCAUUUUGCCUUUUUGGGUUUAAUUUUUUUUUUUUUUUUUUUAAUUUUAAAUACAUUAUAAGUUUGCUUUUGUUGUAACUGCUGAAUUUACUUGAAGGGUGUACAAAUUAUGAUUUUUCUGGUCUGUACAAUUAGGUUUUCAAUUGUGCAAUGUCUUAAACAAUUUUUUUGUUGUUGUUGCUAAUUUAGACAAACUUUGUGUGUAUGUAUACUUUAUGGCUCCAUGACCAUGUAGCAAUCGUUGCCCCUUCAUGCUUUUUGUGAAUUCCAUUAUAAAUGUAAAAGAAAAGAAUAAAUGGCAGCAUUUUGAACUCUUACAGAUUUCUUAAGACUUCACCAAUAGUAUGUUAUCACUCUUACUUUAAAUCAAAUAGAAUGUUUGUUUUUGUUUCUUUUCUUUUUCUCCAGAUCUAGAAGUCAUAUCUACACUUGACUAUAUUUGACUGUAAAGUUGUAAAUUAAAAAGGGGGGAGGUGAAUUGUGUGUUUAAUGGCUAAAACAUAAUCUUCCAGUAUGUGUGAUCUAUAGGGCUAAAAUAUUACAUUAGUCCUGGAUAGCGCUCCCCCCCCCCCUCUGGACUGGUAGACUUUGGUUAAACUAAUAAUUUAUUACACACAAUUGUCAAGGCAACAUUUUAGGUGGUGGCAAACAGAACAUCUUUUGAUGUUAAAAGUCUUGAGACGGGCACUGUUCAUCGAUUUCAUUAUUUGUACAUAAAAGUUUUCUUUUAGACAUUAUGUAUGUUUGUAUUUUAAUUUCUGGUGAACAGUUCCAGAAAUAAAAUUCUGGAAACCUC